AUGGAGCUGGAAGCUUCGGAAGCUCCGGCUCUUCCUCGUUCUUCUUCUUCUCCUCCUCCUCCUCAGAAUUCCAGAACUUCCUGGUAUUCCUGGCUGAAAACGGUGUUCAAGUUCAUCCUCGGCGCCAUAAUUUUGGCGCUCACCGUCUCGACGGUCUCCAUGAAAUUCCCGAAAAUGCUCCAAGAUUCGGGAGUGGCGAAGCCGGAGUGCGACACUGUGCUCACCCUGAUCCACGCGUAUUCGGUCGUCUGUCCCUGUCUCUACUACGGCGCCGCCCACAAGUAUCUGGGACCGUUUGCGAAGAAUCGCCGCAAAACGAUCAUUGUGGGUCUCACCACGAUUGUGAUUUGCACACAGCUGCUGAUGGGCGCGGUCGCGUUGAAGAGCGAUGGAUUUGAGGUAUGAGCCAAGCGCGGAUUAAAAGAAAAGAGGGCGCAUGCGUGUGUGAGAAUUAUUCAUGUGAAUCAAGUGAGAGGAACUCUUUGUGCACUUACCUUUGAUUUGUUUUGUUUUGUUUUGAGAGCGAACAUUCAUCCGUACAAGGUAUUUUGAAACAUGACUUACAUGAUUCUGAAGACCGUUUUGAACUGAUUGUACGGUUGAAACUAGUAGAACUCUCAAGAAAAGAGCAAGAGAACAACAAAUUACAAAUCAAAGGUAAGUAUUCAUUUAUUGCAAAAAUGUGUUCCGAAUUCAAAUGUCAACGAAGCUAAAUGUAAAUAUUAUAGGGGCACCGAACAGAAAGGGCGCUCUGUUGAGAAACUCUUCUUGCCGUGCAAAUUGAGCAACCUCGGGGCCGAGUUUGAAAAGUUAGGCCACAUUUUCAGUGGAAAAUUACUUCGCGGCCUAGAAAUUCGGCGAGAUUGCGAACAGAGCGCCCUUUCUAUUCGGUGCCCCUAUAAUACAACCGACAAAACACCACAUUUGUACCUUACCGAACUACACGCUUUCCAGGCUCGAACCCAAAUAAACUUCCGCCUCGGCUUCGCCCUCAAAUGUCUCGUUUUUAUCAAUGUAACCGCACUAACUCUCGCGCCACAGCUCUUCUACGGAAUGUACGUGGACGCGAUCGCGCCGCAGUGCUCCGACAAAGUCAGUCCGUACUUUCUGAGCAACAUGGGCUGCGCGCUCAUCCGAUUCUUCACCUUCCUGCCCAUUCUCAUCGUUUGCACCUUAUUUGUGAGUGGAAUUCAUUGUUUUUGUUUUGUUUCCCAUUUUUCGACAUUGCUGAAUUUACGAACGGGGUAUUUCAGUGUGAAUGCGCUCUGAGGCCAUUGUGAUGUGUCCAAAACAGUCGAAAUUUUGUUUAGCGGCAUAACAACUAGGCCCCUAACAACUAGAGCACAAAAAGAGCGGUUUCUCAACAGAGCGCAUUCACAUUGAAAUGCCCCGAUAGUAUGUUUGAAAACUGGAAAUAUUUUCAAUUUUGCAGAGCGGAUCCGAUAACUAUCACGCUUUUUUCACCGCCUUCCUCCCGCUCCUAUCAAUCAAUGUUAUGGCUCAUGCUCUUGAGGUAAAUUGGCAAAUCUAUCGAUAGUUUGGCCUAAAAUUCAAUUUUUCAGCAAUCUCCGCAUCACCCGCUUUCCGUGAAUCGUCGUGACGAAUCUGAAUAA
Messenger RNA from Caenorhabditis sp. 36 PRJEB53466, 1613 nucleotides. Lineage: Eukaryota; Metazoa; Nematoda; Chromadorea; Rhabditida; Rhabditidae. The record is from the annotation of a GenBank genome assembly.